AUGGAUUGUAAAAGGACUCAUAUACCACAAGAUACCGUAGUUGUAUCACGUAAAUCAAUAUUUGGCCAAUUUGAUUAUGUUGAAACGGAAGAAAUUAAUAUUAAAGAGAAUAUAGAAAAGAGGCUAUUUGAGAAGUUGCAAGAAGUUGUAACGAUAGAAGACGUCAACCGUAGGAAUGAUGAUGAUAAUCAAUAUAUGCAAGAAAAUCAACAGGAUAUUUUUCUAGAAUCUAAUGAAAUCAAAGAUUAUAACAAACAAGUUGGAAUCAUUAAAGCGAAAGUUGAUGAACUUAAAACUCAAAAGAGUGAAGCAAAAAGGCUCGAACAAAUUAUCGAUACGGUGAUAACUUCGUCGGAAGUGAUUAUGCAAUCAAAAAUUCCAUGGGAGCGUAAUUUUGUAUCACAUAAAGUGUUACAUGUGCCAUAUGAAGAUCCAAAAAAGUCACUUAUAAAAAGGUCGAAAAGGUUAAGUACAACAAAGAAGAAUAAAGCACAUGGUGGAAUUUGCCCCGGUUGGCCAAGAGGUGGCAAAGAUUAUGCUUAUGGAUGGAGAUUAAACUGUAAAAUUAAAAUUAAUUGCGAAUCUAAAGUUUAUAAACGAGAAAUACAUACUAAAAAAGGAAUCGUGCGAAGAUUUGAGCGAGUUGCAUAG
Dentiscutata erythropus is the source of this 651-nucleotide messenger RNA. Lineage: Eukaryota; Fungi; Glomeromycota; Glomeromycetes; Diversisporales; Gigasporaceae. The record is from the annotation of a GenBank genome assembly.